AAGUCGACUUACCGAUGUGACAUAAAGAACAAGUCAUACUUGUGUUUUUGCAAGCGGCAAAACAAACGAUCUCUCUUGACUUAGAAUCGCAAUUCUUAUGGGCUCUUGGCACGUGUUCUUGAUGUACGCUCUUCGACGAAGAAAACUUUCCACCCUUUGCACCACGGUAAAGAGGAGCUUAUUUACUCUGACGUUUUGAUUAAUAUUUCAAACGCGGUGGAGGGUGCAGCGCAUUCACUCAACUCUGUUGUUUCGCCAAGACGACCAAGAGUACACGCAAAUACCACCUUGCGGGAUUGUAUUCACCUGUCACUCGCUAGACUCCGCACGCGACAGAAUUCGAGUGCGGUAAUAUCGACACGCGUGAAUUAUUAAUUCGAUCUUCUCGCCGGAGGAGAAUACGCGAAAUUCAAUCAGUCGCGGGCAAUCGAGGGCGUAACACUAUCUCGAAACAGCAUGGAAUUCACUUGGGAUCGUUAUUACAGCUUCAUGAAGAAACUCUUAUCGUUCGUCGGUCAGUGGCCUUAUCAGAAUAAAAGAGAGAAGCUGCUCAAGUUGAGCAUGAUGACGACAGCAUUGCUCGUCAUGAACAUUCCUCAGACGUGCAAGUUUGUUUAUUGCCACAAAGACCUAGAGUGCGUCCUCGGGACUACGCCGUCGUACUUGUUAGUACUUUUUAUUACGAUGAAUGUGUACACAAGCAGCUCUAGCAAAAUCAAGACACUCACCGAUCGCGUGUUUGUCGAUUGGGGGAGAUUGCAAAGUCCGGAAGAGUAUGAAAUCAUGAAAACUUACGUUGCAAACGCGAAAUGGAUCGCCCUUAUAUACUUUGCGUUUUGCCUGGCCGGUACCACUCUAUUCGUAUUGGUGGCUUUCAUACCUUACAUGCUGAACGUUGUAUUACCACUCAACGAAUCCCGCCCUAUAGUGCUGCCUUACGAGGCGUAUUACUUCGUCGACGAGAGGAAAUACUACUUGUACAUUUUCCUCCAAGGUCUGAUAGCCUUGCAUAUAGUUAUAAUGGGGCUUAUCGCUCAUGACACCAUGUUUAUGUUUUUCGUGGAACACGCGUGCGGCACCUUCGCCGUGGCUGGAUUUCGUUUCGAGCGUUUGGUACACGAGGAUACCGACCUAAUGAAAACUGUUAAUAACGAUCUGGAUAUGUACAAUAAAAAAAUAGCUUGCAGCGUGCACGCGCAUCGAGCAGCUCUAGAAUUCGCGGAGCAUCUUGAGAACAUCUUUUCUUUAACUUUCGGUAUAGAAAUACUGAUGAUGACAGGAGGAAUGAGCAUUACUUUAUUUAAAAUCACAUUACAAUCCGAUGACAUCUGGGAAGUAAUAAGGUACGUCAUCUACGUGGGUGCGCAACUGGUACACUUGUUCGUCUUUUGUUGGGAAGGUCAAAGAUUAAUAGACCACAGUCUGCAAAUACGUGACAAGAUAUACGGCUGCACUUGGUAUAAAAUACCCGCAGAGUCGCAAAGACUAAUCUUGCAUGUGCUAAAAAGGAGCUUGCAACCGAAAUUCUUGAGCGCCGGUAAAAUUUUUAUCUUCUCUCUGCAAGGAUUCACCACGGUAGUGCAAACGUCGAUGUCAUACUUUACCGUGCUUUCGUCUGUCCAGUAAUCAAUGAUUAAUGUUUAAAUAAUAUUUCUGUGAAAAAAUUGACAAUAGUGUUGUCAAUAGAAAUAACAUAUACACAUACACAUACACACAUAGCCACAUUAUUCGGAAAGUAACAAUAUACCAUACAUAUAUUCUCCAACAUGCCCAGUUUCACAAAAAAGAAUAAAAUAUUAUUUUUAGUAUACUCAUUAUUCAUAAUCCACUCAUUAUCCGUUUAUCAAAAAUGCUUCGAUUAUGCUCAACAUUCUCUCUUUACAAGUUACGUUUAAUGAAACCUGGACAGUUUUCAAAGAACGGAUGAUGUGAAUCUGAAAUCGAUCUGGUGAUAAUUUGCGCGUGUAAUAAAAUGAUUAAAAUCACAAGCGUAAUGCGAAAUAAUUGAUCAUAUGUAAGAGUAACGUAUAGGAUGUAUAAACAAACAACAUGGGAGCGAGUCCCAUGUAUAGACAUGACCUUUCUUCUUUUGUUUAUUUGCCUUAUGCAUACACACUAAGAGCCGAAUGAAUAGACGAGCGGUUCGAGGUAGUAAACACAGAAAAAACAAUAGACAGCAUAACGAUAAUAUAAUUCAGACGCUCGCCGGUGGAGGUCGAGCGGGAUACGGAGACGCACCGAGUGCCCGAACACCUUUAGGCUUUUGUGUAAUUACCUCACGCGAUAAUUGAUUAAAAAUGGCGGUUCAAAUGGGUACGCGCAUACUCGAACCGCUGGCGGGCAGUCAGAGAUCUCCAAGGGAAAGCACUAGAGGAAAUCACCAACGUAUCCCUACCUAAAGCUCACCAUCCAGCACCAAAAGGUACAGUGGACAUUAAGGGAAAGCGCACGAGAUGUCCCUCUCAGCUGCUGGCUCAGAUCACUUAGGUCAUACCA
Harpegnathos saltator (Jerdon's jumping ant) is the source of this 2496-nucleotide messenger RNA. Its product is annotated as odorant receptor 13a-like. Gene Ontology annotation, molecular function: odorant binding; olfactory receptor activity. Lineage: Eukaryota; Metazoa; Arthropoda; Insecta; Hymenoptera; Formicidae. Gene Ontology annotation, cellular component: plasma membrane. Gene Ontology annotation, biological process: sensory perception of smell; detection of chemical stimulus involved in sensory perception of smell. The transcript has 9 exons. The coding region runs from base 457 to 1626 and encodes 389 amino acids. The record is from RefSeq and is a predicted model, not a curated record.